Messenger RNA from Purpureocillium lilacinum, 411 nucleotides. RefSeq lists its product as uncharacterized. Gene Ontology annotation, cellular component: cytosol; mitochondrion. NCBI's taxonomy places the organism in Eukaryota, Fungi, Ascomycota, Sordariomycetes, Hypocreales, Ophiocordycipitaceae. The record is from RefSeq and is a predicted model, not a curated record. Gene Ontology annotation, molecular function: deaminase activity.
AUGGCUCCCAAGUACGAAGCGGUCCGCACCGACGGUGCACCCCUCCCGCUGCCGCAGUUCUCUCAGGCCGUCAAGUACAAUGGCAUGGUGUACUGCUCCGGCAACAUUGGCGCAGUCCCCGGCAAGGCUUUUGAACUUGUGGAGGGCACCGUAAAGGAUCGAGCGAGACAAGCGCUUCGCAACAUCUCGGCCGUGCUGGAAGCCGCGGGCAGCCGCCUCGAGAACAUUGUCAAGCUCAACAUCUACAUCACGAGCAUGAAGGACUUUGCUCUUGUCAACGAGGCGUACGACGAGUUCUUUACCUGGGACCCCAAGCCGGCGAGGACGUGUGUGGCUGUCCAUGAGCUGCCGCUGGGAACCGACGUUGAGAUUGAGUGCACGGCGCACCUGGACCAGACGGCUCGCUUGUAG